This is a messenger RNA of Podarcis muralis (Common wall lizard), 2052 nucleotides long. The record is from RefSeq and is a predicted model, not a curated record. NCBI's taxonomy places the organism in Eukaryota, Metazoa, Chordata, Lepidosauria, Squamata, Lacertidae.
AUGUUCCUCCUGCUGCUUCUGCUGCUCCCCAAUAUAGUGUCCCAAGGACAAAGUGCUAAAUGCACAACAAAUAAUCCUGUUCAUGUUCCACACGAGUGGUAUGAGCCAGGUGACCUGGUCAUUGGUGCAAUGGCAUCUCAUAUUGUUUACAUAGUCCCCAAAUUAUGCUUCAAGAAACACCCUUCCCAGGACUUCAUUGAGGCCCCACUGGUGCUGACAAAGUACUACCAGCAAAUCCUGGCCUUGGUGUUUGCUGUUGAUGAGAUCAACAAGAAUCCCAGGAUGUUGCCCAAUGUCUCUCUCGGCUUCCACAUCUAUGAUAGCUAUUAUGAUUCAAAGAUGACCUACCGAAACACUCUGGACCUGCUCUUUAAAUCACUUCACUUUGUUCCCAACUACAGGUGUGGCAUCCAGAAAAAUGUCAUAGGAGUCAUUGGGGGACUCAGCUCUGAUACCUCCUGGUGCAUGGCAAACGUCUUAGGUCUUUUCAAGAUUCCACAGAUUUCAUACGGUUCAUUUGAACCAGCCAUAAAUUAUGGAACCAAGUUCUCUUCCUUUUACCGCAUGGUCCCCAAUGAAGAUCUUCAGUUUCAGGGAAUUAUCCAGUUACUUCUGCAUUUCAGAUGGAAAUGGGUUGGGCUCAUGACUCCAGCUAAUGAAGCUGGGGAACGUUUCUUGCAGAACAUUGAGCCAAUGCUUUUCAAGAAUGGAAUCUGUUCAGCAUUCACAGAAAGAGUUAAACCCAAUAUAAAUUAUAACAGUAACUUAAUAGAAAUGGUGGACAUAAAGAUUUUGCUCCACUCAUUCCUGCAGAGAAUCUCAUUCAACAACAGUGCUGGGGGUGAAAUUACAUUAAAUGAAUAUGGAGAGUUAGCAGCUGGCUUUGAUAUUACCAACUUGGUCACUUUCCCAAAUAAUUCCUAUGUCAGGGUCAAAGUGGGAAGUUUGGAUCCACAGGCCCCUCCGGGCAAAGAGCUCACCAUUAAUGAAGACAGAAUCAAAUGGCACAGACGCUUCACUAAGGUGCCACCGCUUUCUCUAUGUAAUGCCAACUGCCAUCCUGGUUACGGGAAGAAAAAGAAGGAGGGGGAGAAGUUUUGCUGCUAUGAUUGUGAUCCAUGUCCAGAAGGAAUGAUUUCAAAUGAGAAAGACAUGGAAACAUGUGUCAGUUGCCCAGCAGAUCAGUAUCCAAACAGCGGCCAGGAUCUAUGCAUUCCUAAGAUUCCAAACUUCCUAGCCUUUGAUGAAACCUUGGCCAUUGUUUCAUCUUCCUCUGCACUUUUAUUCGCUCUAAUUACAAUUCUGGUGCUCAGCAUCUUCAUUAAGCAUCGCAAUACAGCCAUAGUCAAAGCCAACAACCGAAGCCUCACCUAUGGUCUCCUUAUCUCCCUCCUCUUGUGUUUCCUCUCUUCUUUGCUGUUUAUCGGAAAACCUAAUAUGGUGACUUGCCUUCUCCGACAAACUGCUUUUGGCAUUGUCUUCUCUGUGGUUCUCUCCAGCAUCUUAGCCAAAACCAUAUUGGUAGUUUUGGCAUUCAUGGCUACCAAACCAGGAUCCAAUAUGAGGAAAUGGGUAGGCAAAGAACUGGCUUAUUCCAUUGUCUUUUCAUGCUCCAUUGUUCAAGUAGGAAUCUGUGUCCUCUGGCUGGCAACCUCUCCCCCAUUCCCAGAUGUGGACAUGCACUCAAAGCCUGAAGAAAUCAUAUUUCUUUGUAAUGAAGGGUCAGUCUCCAUGUUCUAUUGUGUUUUGGGCUACAUGGGCUUCCUGGCCACUAUCAGCUUCACAGUGGCCUUCCUAGCCAGGAAGUUGCCUGACACUUUCAACGAAGCCAAGUUCAUCACCUUCAGCAUGCUGGUCUUCUGCAGUGUUUGGCUCUCCUUCAUUCCAACCUACCUGAGCACCAGAGGAAAAUACAUGGUGGCUGUGGAGAUCUUCUCCAUCUUUGCUUCUGGUGCUGGGUUACUGGCUUGCAUUUUCACCCCUAAAUGCUACAUUAUUGUGGUGAGGCCAGACCUGAACAACAAAGAGCAGCUAACACAAAGAAAGGUCUAA